UAAUUUUCCGCACCGAAUAAGCUUCUUCAACUCUUGACCUGCUCGAAAAUAGUCCCCAAAACAACUACGCAACUUUUUUGACAUCUCUCUCGUUACCGAUGCUUCCCUUUCUAUUUCUUAUUCCCUUUCUCUCUGUAAAGACCUAGACCUUGUAUGGCGACAACCCAUUUCAACUUACUGCGAACAACACCACCACCCUUACACCAAAACCCUAAUUACUUCUCAAUCUCAAACCCUAAUUUCAACAACUCUCAAUGGCCACCGAUGCCACUCCAAAAUUCCAAAAACCCGAUCUUUUGCCUCCCGAUUUCCACCCGGAGAUCACCGUCUCGCCGGCCCACGACGGUCUCCACUUCUGGCAGUUCAUGAUAGCCGGUUCGAUCGCCGGUUCGGUCGAGCACAUGGCCAUGUUCCCGGUCGACACCGUGAAGACCCGUAUGCAGGUCCUCGGUUCCUGCCCGAUCAAGUCCGUGGGGCUCCGCCAAGCCCUCGGGUCCAUCCUCAAAACCGAAGGCCCUGCCGGGCUCUACCGCGGCAUCGGCGCCAUGGGGCUCGGCGCCGGACCGGCUCACGCCGUUUACUUCUCCGUGUACGAGUUCUGCAAGAAGUCGUUUUCUGGAGGAAACCCUAAUAACCCGGCGGCGCACGCGGCGGCGGGGGUGUUUGCGACGGUGGCGAGCGAUGCGGUGUUGACGCCGAUGGAUAUGGUGAAGCAGAGGCUGCAAUUGAGUAGUAGUCCGUAUAAGGGGGUGAUGGAUUGCGUGAGGAGGGUUGCGAUGGAAGAGGGGAUUGGGGCUUUUUAUGCGUCGUAUAGGACCACUGUGUUGAUGAAUGCGCCGUUUACGGCGGUGCAUUUUGCGACGUAUGAGGCGGUAAAGAGGGGUUUGAUGGAGGUUUCGCCGGAGAGCGUGAAUGAUGAACGGUGGGUGGUUCAUGCUACCGCCGGUGCGGCUGCUGGGGCGUUGGCGGCUGCUGUGACGACGCCGCUUGAUGUGGUGAAGACUCAGCUACAGUGUCAGGGCGUAUGCGGAUGUGACAGAUUUAUAAGUGGUUCAAUUAGGGAUGUUUUUCGAACUAUAAUAAAAAAAGAUGGAUACCGUGGGCUCAUGAGGGGGUGGAUGCCAAGGAUGCUCUUCCACGCACCUGCGGCUGCAAUCUGCUGGUCUACAUAUGAGGCUGCAAAAUCCUUCUUCCAAGAACUAAAUGAGAACAAUAGUAGUGCCACUUGAAUGACCAUGAAGAAUAAGUAUCUUCAUUUUUCUGCUAGUGUAUUAUUGAAUACCUCUAUUACAGACUAGAACGUUUUUUCGGCGAUGAUUUAGCGAGAUGAACGAGCAUCUUUCAGGGAUGAUUUAGCGAGAUGAAUGAGCAUCUUUCAGGAACGACGGCAGUUUGUGCAACUGGUGUUAGCAGAUGAGCUCAUAGGACAGAUUAGAAUUUAUUAUUUAUGUUGUAUAAAUUGUUGUCGUUUUAAGAAUUUAAUUGAUAGAAAGUUUGAGAUGUUUUUGUACUCUUCUUUUUUUCUCUCUAUAUUUUGUUCCACAGAAAUGCCGGAACCCACUUUUCUCUCUGGAUUAUGUUCCAAGAAGUAGUCAAAUUGAUUACAUCAAAAACCAGUUCAUUUAUUUUAUGGA
Messenger RNA from Camellia sinensis, 1634 nucleotides. RefSeq lists its product as uncharacterized. The record is from RefSeq and is a predicted model, not a curated record. Gene Ontology annotation, biological process: iron import into the mitochondrion. Gene Ontology annotation, molecular function: ferrous iron transmembrane transporter activity. Gene Ontology annotation, cellular component: mitochondrial membrane. Lineage: Eukaryota; Viridiplantae; Streptophyta; Magnoliopsida; Ericales; Theaceae.